Molecule: messenger RNA, 1427 nt
Organism: Diachasma alloeum
Lineage: Eukaryota; Metazoa; Arthropoda; Insecta; Hymenoptera; Braconidae
Gene: arg
Product: arginase, hepatic
Exons: 7
Coding region: 1-1008 (335 amino acids)
Cellular component (GO): nucleus; cytoplasm; cytosol
Molecular function (GO): manganese ion binding; arginase activity
Source: RefSeq, a predicted model, not a curated record
AUGUUGUCCACGAUCAGGAAUAGUUUUGUGAGAAAAAUUGGUGUCAGAAAUUUUGUGGGUGUUGUUGGGGUGCCUUUCGAGAAAGGCCAGAGAAAAGAAGGAGUUGCACUGGCGCCUGAUGCAAUCAGAAGAGCGGGUCUCAUUGAUGAAUUAAAAAAUUUAGGUUUGGAUGUGAAAGACUAUGGAAAUAUAAAAUACGAGGCUGAAGUAGUGGCAGGAGUAGACAAUAUGUCCCACUUAGGAGAAGUAGCAGCGUGCACUAGAGAAUUGUCCCAAGCUAUUCAGAAUAUUAUGAAAGAAGGGAGAAAGGUAGUGACUUUAGGAGGAGAUCAUAGUGUGGGGGUUGGGGCGAUCGAUGGACACGUGAAGGCAAAAGGAAGCGUUGGAGUUCUGUGGGUAGAUGCUCACGCCGACUUGAACACAAAUAAAACCAGUGACAGUGGUAAUGUUCAUGGAAUGCCGGUUGCUCUGCUAACAUCAGAAUUAUCAGACUAUUGGCCUCAUCUUCCUGGAAUGGACUGGCAGAUGCCUAUGUUGUCGAUUAGAAAUGUAGCUUACAUUGGUCUUCGCUCAGUGGACAAAUACGAAAGAUUGGUGAUUGAAAAAUUUGGGAUAACUGCAUUUGGAAUGGAAGAUGUCGAGAGAUAUGGAAUACACGAGGUCGUCCACAUGGCUCUGAAAAAAAUCGACCCCCACUCCGACAAAUCUUUGCACAUCAGCUUCGACAUCGACGCCUUGGACCCCCUAGAGGCCCCCAGUACAGGAACAGCAGUCAGAGGCGGAUUAUCCCUGCGAGAGGGGAUCCACCUGAUGGAAGAAGUCUACAGGACGAACCGUCUGAAUGCGAUCGAUCUGGUCGAGGUGAAUCCCGAGAUCGGCGAUGAGAGAAGUGUUAACUUGACUACAGAGGCAGCAAUUUAUAUUUUACAAGCUGGCCUUGGUUACACGAGAAGAGGACUCAAAGUUCCAGCUGGAGUGACUGAUAUUCCUCUCCAAACGUUUCAUUGACCUCCAGAAGUCUCCAAAAAUCUCCAGGAUUCUCCAUACUGAGAAAAAAAAUUAUUUUUGCCAAAUAUCCAUUUACUUGCUAGAAGCAAUUAUUUUUUCAAUAUCUUAUUUCUCCAGUCGAGUCAUUGCCAGGUAAUUGUCAUUAGAUUUCAAUUAUGGCAAUUAUAUUGCUCUAGAAGAUGAUCAUGCUAGUUAUAACCUUGAGUGAACUCCCUCAAUAAUUAUAAACACUAAAACAGGGCGCGCGUAUUAUUUUCCAUGGGGGCUAGAUUGGUAAAACCUUACCGUUUCUCACUUUCAUUCAUUAUUAUCUCAAUAAUAAUGCAGGAAAAACGAAUGGUUUCAACAAAGUCAAUUAGAAUUCAAUUUUUGAAUAAUUUAUUCAGACUCGUCAUAAUCCUCUUUAUCUUCUUUGUUUC